UCGGUUGAUAAGAAUUUGUAUUGAAAGCUCUACAACUACAUGACAAGAGCGUUCUACAAUUGUCGAUAUAUGCUCCUCUUGCUCUUUACGAGACGAGUGUCACUUGAGAAGGUCGUCCCUGCCGGAUGUAUGCGCAUGGUGCUCCGGCUUGGCCCCCAGAACCUCCGACAGAUGAAUGCAGAUCUCGAUGCCAAAAGAGGUAUCACCGUGUAUCCUCCACGGAGCAACAUCCUAAUCUUAUGCCAAGAGCCUCGCGGCAAGACGUCUACCGGUGGCAAGAUGGUUGGUAUUUGCGGCAAGAAUUGCAGCUUCGUAAACGUCCUCGCUUCCUCGGCCGUCGUCGCGUCAAGGCUGGGAGUUUAAAGCGGCUAGAGUGGUCGGCGCAAGUGUUGCUUGCAUACUUCAAACCUUGCCUAUGCACCAAGUAAACUGAGCCGUUUCAGCCUACAGUUUUCGACAGCGAUGUGGAAGUUGGCUUGGAGCAUUGCAUAAAAGUGACACCUGUACGACACUGUCCGCGAUCGAGCUUUGGGUUGUGUACAUCUCGUCAAAGGUCGCGCAACAGAAGAAUCGAAUGAGUCGAAUCGAUCAAAAAAGUAGAGCUCAGAGCCAUGAGCCGCAGAGACCAGCAACUGCCCCGCGUGUGUAAAGUUGGACAGCUAGCUCUGCGCGAUAAAGGCCGCCAAGUCCAAGACCGAGAUGCGGAUCCAUUGGCAAAGAAACAGGAUAGAGUUCAUGCAAAGAUAGAGAUGGCCGGGAGUGUCACAUCUUUGAAAUUGGGAGACACAUGUCCUUGACAUCUUGCAGAACUGGGUUAUUGCGAGACAGAG
Aureobasidium pullulans EXF-150 is the source of this 830-nucleotide messenger RNA. RefSeq lists its product as uncharacterized. Bases 40 to 363 code for a protein of 107 amino acids. The transcript has a single exon. The record is from RefSeq and is a predicted model, not a curated record. NCBI's taxonomy places the organism in Eukaryota, Fungi, Ascomycota, Dothideomycetes, Dothideales, Saccotheciaceae.